CUUGCUACGAACAUACUUAAGGUAAUAACUAAUAUUCACGCAAAACAGGGGCUGCAAACGGUAGGGGGCUUUGGGGUGCGCCGGCCGCGGGCAGGCCGCGGGCCGGACGGCGGAGACUCAAAGUUCCAAAUCGACGUCGUCGUCCUCCGCAUCGUCGUCGUCCGCAUCGACUAUAACCCCGCGCCGGUCCCCGGGCCCGUGGUUUCUCGCAGGAGCGCCCUCGAAGCUCUCUAUUCGUCCCGCGUCGACCUCGACGCGGCCGCCGCUGUGCAAUGAUUUCCAGCUUUUCGAGCGCU
Molecule: messenger RNA, 296 nt
Organism: Pelagomonas calceolata
Lineage: Eukaryota; Pelagophyceae; Pelagomonadales; Pelagomonadaceae
Source: the annotation of a GenBank genome assembly